AUGGAGGAGGCUGCCCUCGGAGCCAUACGGCCGGCUGUGCAGGCCACCGAUGACGGCUCCAUGACACAGCAGGACGAGGCCCUUCUCGAGGAGGAGAUGGAAAGACUUUUGGAGGAAAACGACUACCUGAAGUGCGAGAUCGAGGAGAUGAGGGCCGAGAUGGACGAAAUGCGUGACACCUUCUACGAGGAAGACACGUGUCAGCUGCAGGACAUUAAGCGUGACCUGGAGCGGGCCAACAAAAACUGCCGGAUCCUGCAGUACCGUCUACGCAAAGCCGAGAGGAAACGGCUGCGUUACGCCCAGACGGGGGAGAUCGAUGAGGAGCUGCUUCGGAGUCUGGAACAGGACCUCAAGGUGGCCAAAGAUGUAUCAGUGAGGCUGCACCAUGAGCUGGAGAAGGUGGAGGAGACUCGCUCCAAAACAGAAGAUGAGAACGAGAAGUUGAGGCAGAGUCUCAUCGAGGUGGAGGUUACCAAACAAGCCUUGCAAAAUGAACUUGACAAAGCCAAAGACAAAAAACGAGGAGUAAAGGACACUCAGAAGACUGACAAGAAAGCAGCGCAGACUCCCACUGAGGAGGACAAUGAGGACCUUAAGUGCCAGCUGGCCUUGAUCAAGGAAGAGGCUGUUCUCAUGAGGAGGAAGACUGCCACCAUCGACAAAGAGAAAGACCGUUUGGAGCAAGAACUGCAGAAGUACCGCUCCUUCUAUGGCGAACUAGACAGCACCCAUCCCAAAGGCGAGGCUGGGGGGCCGCCCUCUACCCGUGAGUCCGAGCUCAAGCUCCGCCUCCGUCUGGUGGAGGAGGAGGCUAACAUCCUCGGGAGGAAAAUCGUUGAAUUGGAGGUGGAGAACAGAGGUCUGAGGGCCGAGCUGGAUGACCUCCGCGGUGAGGGCGAAGGAGAAAGCGGCUCUGGGGUCGGCGCAAUGGGCGGUCCGGGUUCGGGGCGAGGGCUCGGGGACGACCUAACUGAGCUAAGACAGCAGCUUCAGCUGGUGGAAGACGAAGCCGAGCUUUUGCGGAGGAACCUCGCAGACGCUGAGGAACAGAACCAGAGGGUGACCAACGAGCUGAACAAGAUGCGAUUCAAGGCCAGCACUUAUGAGGGCGGGGCCCGGCACGGAGGUGUCUCAGGGGUGGGCGGCAUUGACGUAGUGAAGGCUGAGGCUUUACAGGAGGAACUGAAAGCAGCCAGGCUUCAGAUAAAUGACCUUAGUGGCAAGGUGAUGCAGCUGCAAUACGAGAACAGAGUGCUGUUGUCCAACAUGCAGCGCUAUGACCUGGCCUCUCACCUGUCCCUGCGGCCCAGCCCAAGGGACAGCGACGCUGAGAGCGAUAGUGGCGGCGGUACGAGCGGUCGCCGCGAAAGCGAUGAGGAUUCUACGUCGUCCCGCCUGCUCCCACCCCACCGCAAACGCGAGGGCCCAGUCGGCGGUGAGAGCGACCCGGAUGAAGUCAGAAAUAACGGCUCCGGUCGUUGUCCGACGCCUACCAGAGGCCUCCUAACGCCGUCCGGACCCGAGGGGGCCGCCUCCUCUCCUUUAGCUCGUUUGCUACCCGGCGGACGGUACAGCCUGCGUGAAAGGCAGCAGAUGAUCGACAUCCGCGUGGAAGCCGAGAGGCUCGUUAGGACCAUCGACCGGCUCAUUGCCGACACGGCAGUUAUCAUCACAGAAGCGAGGGUUUACGUUUCCAACGGCGACCAGGAGCGAGGCAGCGAGGAUGACGGGAGCCGGAUCAGGGAGCAUGAGCUGCUGUAUCGCAUCAAUGCCCAAAUGAAAGCUUUCAGGAAGGAACUACAGGCCUUCAUAGACAGACUGGAAGUGCCCAGGCUGGAAGACCGAGAGACCGAGGAGCCGCUGUCGAUGUUCCAGCCUAUCAUUUUGCUCAUCCUCAUACUUGUGUUGUUUUCCUCUCUAUCUUAUGGAACUAUCUUUAAACUGGUCUUUCUCUUCACCCUAUUCUUUGUUCUGUGA
Messenger RNA from Nerophis lumbriciformis (worm pipefish), 1980 nucleotides. Lineage: Eukaryota; Metazoa; Chordata; Actinopteri; Syngnathiformes; Syngnathidae. The record is from RefSeq and is a predicted model, not a curated record.